AUGAGUACUACUAGUACAAGCAAUGCUCCCUCCCGUGGUGCUGGGUUGACGUUUCAGGAUGUCCUUGCUGCCACCUUGAGAGACCCGGUCGCCGAAGAACACCGACCAAUAAUCUCCCGUGGAGAGACGGGAACUGAGGCAAUCGUCGAGCCGCCAGGUGGUCGGGCACCGGAAAAGAUGCGGUUGUCUCUGAUCAAGUCUGAAGAUCCCGAACGAGCCUAUCAUUUGACUCCAGACGCACCCAAGAAACUAGACCACCACGCCGAGGGAUGGGGAAUGGUGUAUACUGCCGUCACGUUUCUUCGUCGGAAACGUCAAGGAGAAACUGGUCUCCGAUUCAAGGCUCCUGAAAUAAUGGAAGCUCAAUUGGUCGCCAUUAAAAUGUUGAACAAACAAGUCGUCAACAGCUGCCUUGAGAGAGGUGCCAAUGAAAACCCGUACAAAGAGAUUGCAAGAAUGCAAGAACUAGGGGAUGGGAUUCACGUUUUACAAUGCAUCGAAGCUCUGGAGGAUGAUACACACCUCUACAUCAUUACACCCUAUUCAAGUAAGGGAUCGCUGAUGGAUAACAUCCCAUGGACCCAAUGUGAUGGAAAUGGGUACCCGGAACCGACAGCCAGGGCCAUCUUUAUCAACAUUCUCGAGAUUCUUGUCUACCUUGAAAAGCACGGCAUUUAUCACCAUGAUCUUGCUCCCGAUAAUUUCUUAUUCUUCAAGGGGCGUCUGCUUCUCUUUGACUUUGCCAUGUCUCAGCGCAUCCCACGAGAAGAAGACGGAACACGGUACUUGAUGAGACCGCAAGGAGUCUUUGGGACCAUGGCUUGCACGGCACCAGAGCUGUUUGACCCCAAUGCUCUCUAUUUUGAUGGCAUUGCGGGCGAUUUGUGGGGAGCCGGGACCAUUCUCUACGCACUCCUCACCGGCAGGAUGCUGUACAGAAAUCCGUGUGACCGCUACUUCCAAUUCUUUGUGCGGGCGGGUGGAUUGCGAGCCGAGCUGAGUGCCCAGAUACUGCAAACGGAACAUGAAGAUCUCAAGAGUCGUGCCAAUGCCAAUUGUAGCAUGCCACCACAAGCUUUGGAAUUGUUGGUGGGUCUGUUGGAGUACAAGCCAACGCGCCGGUGGACAUUGAUGCAGGCAAUCGAGUCGGACUGGGUGAAGGGAACUACCGGUAGCAGCCAACAACGAGAACAGCAAGAGUCAUCUGAGGGGUCCAAGCGACCCAGAGUGGCUGGUUAG
Seminavis robusta is the source of this 1239-nucleotide messenger RNA. NCBI's taxonomy places the organism in Eukaryota, Bacillariophyta, Bacillariophyceae, Naviculales, Naviculaceae. The record is from the annotation of a GenBank genome assembly.